Molecule: messenger RNA, 1515 nt
Organism: Vespa crabro (European hornet)
Lineage: Eukaryota; Metazoa; Arthropoda; Insecta; Hymenoptera; Vespidae
Exons: 4
Coding region: 504-1118 (204 amino acids)
Source: RefSeq, a predicted model, not a curated record
AUAAAUGGUGAUAACUGAGAUAGCUACCAUAUUAAAUUUAAUGCAAAACAUUAAUUAAUAUCGAGUUUAUCCGUAUUCUAAAAAAUAGUAAUUUAAUUCUUCAACGUAUAGAAAAUUUGCAUUCUCUAUACGUAGAGUAUCGAUGUUAGCGCCCCUAUCGAUGAGAAAGCGAGACUAAAGCGUUUCUUGGAAAUAAGAGUUCUCGGAAAGAAUUGAUAUGUAGAGUUGUGUAUAUUUGUGUAAAGUUUUCAGUGUGCACAUGUAUUAUUUAACUUGACUAAUUGAUUUUCAUCCUUAUCAAUUGCUCGUUUAUUAAAUUAUAUUGAUAACUUGCUAUUUUUAUACCGAUAAUAUUGAUAGGACAUAUGAUAUAUAUUAAUAGGUUAUAGAAUUCGAUUUUGUUUAAUCUCGUUAUGCGUUUCAUUCAAUUUUUCAAGUAAUUCAUAAAUGUAAUAUUUGAACGUAAAAAAUAAGAUAAAUAAAUAGCUCUAAAGCAAGUAAAUAUGGAGUAUGAAAAGAUAACCUCCAAAAGUAAAGAUGUAAAUUUGAAAAAAAAGGAAUGGCCAGGUAUUCGGACGUAUGAAAAUUUUGUAACGCGAAUCGAACCAAAUUUGCUUAUCAUAGAGAUAGGGCGAUUAAUACCGUAUAUAAAAGGAGAAAAUAUUAAAUUUUUUCCUCUUAAUAUGCCGUCUAUUGAAAUAGGAUUUAUACAUAUUAUUGGUAUUAUUCUAGAAGUUUCUAAUUUCGGAAAUUAUUACGAAUUCCAAGUCGACGAUGGUACAGGAAUAUUAAGUGUAAUGUAUAAUGCAAAACGCUACUUUUCUGAAAAAACGAAACGCGUUAAAGCUCAGAAUUCAAAUAAUGAUCAAAAAAGUACAGAGAAAAUUCAGAAAAUUGAUGAUUUACAACCUGGUAAAUACGUGCACCUGGGAGGAUUCUUAUCGUUGAAUAAUUAUAAAAAAACUACUUCUAUCGACUUUAAGAAUAAAGAUCUUUCAGAAAAUUUUUGGUGCAGUCAACCGCUGUUACAUGUUAUCAAUUUACAAUUCAUUAGCGAAAAAGAAUAUUACAAAAAAAUGUAUGCCUGGUUUGGAAGUGGAGAAAGCAGAUAUACUUGAAUGAUAUCAGUCUUAAGUAAUGUCUUUAUAACGCCUAAUAUAUCUUAAAUUACAUGUUAUAUUUUAUAUCAUUUUGUACGUUGUAUGAAACAUUAUGCGUCGAAUUGCAAUAUUUGUAAUAUUAAAAGCCCUUUUUUUUACGGAUGUCACGGUGUAAUUUAAUUGUGCAUUUCGGUGUGUGCACAUAUAUAUUUACACGGAUAGCAUUGCAGAUAUAUCGGAUGAAUCAUUGACGAAUCACUUUGUAGGCAUGUAACUUGAUGAAACUACUGUAAACCAUUGACAAACUACUGUAUAGAUGGUGCUUCCUGUGCAAGUUACAAAUUUUUUAGUCAAGGUAUCAAUUAUAUGAUAAUAAUUGAUAUAUUGAUAAUAUUAAAAUUGAAUUUCAAUUCGA